AUGCAACUCCAACUCCUCUUCCUCAGUACCCUUAGCCUAGUCUCAGCAUACACCAAACCGCAAGCAGACCCAACCUGGAACGCCCUCCGACUCCCCGACGUCACUCACCCGGUCACCAAAGGCAAGCCUUUCACCGUGACCUGGGACGGCACGCCCAAGGAAGUCGACGGCGUCACAGUCUCUCUCGUCCUCUGUCGAGGAAACUCCAACACUUGCAAAAUCGACGACAAAGCUUUGGUGGAAAAGAUCCCUGCGUCGGACAAGUCUUGGACAUGGAAUGUUCCUUGCGAUCUCAAGGCGGGUACAGCCAAGACAGAUAGUGGGUACGGAAUGUUGGUGAUUGUGGACGGGACGGGAGAAUUUCAGUAUUCGACGCAGUUUAGUGUGCUGGAUAAUGCUGAGGGCUGUUAG
Pseudocercospora fijiensis CIRAD86 is the source of this 411-nucleotide messenger RNA. RefSeq lists its product as uncharacterized. The transcript has a single exon. The record is from RefSeq and is a predicted model, not a curated record. Bases 1 to 411 code for a protein of 136 amino acids. Lineage: Eukaryota; Fungi; Ascomycota; Dothideomycetes; Mycosphaerellales; Mycosphaerellaceae.